CGACCACGACCAGGCUUAUCGGAAGCGCGCAAUCUCUAUCAAUGCAAUAAUGCUGAGUAAGAAGAAGAAGAAGAAGAAGAAGAAGGAAGAAGGAAGAAGAGGAGGAGGAGGAAGCGAGAAGAGAUGAAGGCCAUGGCACUCCAAGCAGCAUUCUCACUUCCCUCUGCAAUCUCUACCCCCAAGGAGGGGAAGUGCACGGCGGUUCACAUUAAGGAGACCAGUCUUGCAGGGAUUUCCGUGAGAGACCACCUCCAGGAUGAUUUGCUCCUCCCCACCACCUUCGCUAAGGAUUUCAGGAAAAGAGGUGUGCCCUUUUUCGUAGUUAGAGCCCAGACAGCGACCACGGCGCCAAUAAUCAAAGAUUCCCAACCAGAACAAAAGAAGACGGAAAGACAGUUUAAUGUAGUGGUCACGGGAGCCUCGUCCGGGUUAGGCCUGGCCACGGCCAAGGCACUAGCUGAAUUGGGGAAUUGUCAUGUCAUAAUGGCAUGCCGAAACUUUCUCAAAGCGGAGAAAGCGGCUAAAUCGGUUGGCAUUCCGAAAGAGAACUACACCGUGAUGCACCUAGACCUUGCCUCUCUUGAGAGUGUGAGGCAAUUUGUUGACAACUUCCGCCGUUCGGGUAGGCCAUUGGAUGUGCUGGUUUGUAAUGCUGCUGUGUAUCAGCCCACCGCAAAAGAGCCAUCAUUCACAGCCGAAGGGUUCGAGCUCAGUGUCGGGACUAAUCAUCUGGGUCAUUUCCUUCUUGCAAGAUUGUUGCUUGAUGACUUGAAGCAAUCGGAUUACCCCGUGAAGCGCCUCAUCAUUGUCGGUUCCAUUACAGGGAACACAAACACAUUAGCUGGAAAUAUACCACCAAAGGCCAACUUGGGGGACCUGAGGGGCUUAGUGGGAGGAUUGAAUGGGGUGAGCAGCUCGCCUAUGAUAGACGGAGGUGAGUUUGAUGGUGCCAAGGCCUACAAAGACAGCAAAGUGUGCAACAUGCUCACCAUGCAGGAGUUCCACCGGCGCUACCAUGAAGAGACCGGAAUCACGUUCGCUUCUUUGUAUCCGGGUUGCAUUGCCACUACUGGAUUGUUCAGAGAGCACGUUCCCUUGUUCAGACUUCUAUUCCCUCCCUUCCAGAAGUACAUCACCAAAGGAUAUGUCUCUGAAGAGGAGGCCGGAAAAAGACUCGCACAGGUGGUGAGCGACCCUAGCUUGGAGAAAUCGGGAGUCUACUGGAGCUGGAACAAGAACUCAUCCUCCUUCGAGAAUCAACUCUCCAAAGAAGCCAGUGAUGCCGAGAAGGCACGUAAGCUAUGGGAGAUCAGUGAGAAACUUGUCGGAUUAGCUUAGAUCGGCAUUACCACAGAUCUUCUUUCUCAAAUCAAUUUCAAUUGGCUUGAAAUCCAUGUAUAAAUGUAGAAAAAGAUUUUGCAUUACAAGAAAGUGUAAACAUGUCGAAACUAUGUCUCAAAGAUUAAAUUGAACACUUGCCAAAGCAAUGUUAUCUGGUGACCGACCACCCAACCUCAUGCUCA
Molecule: messenger RNA, 1523 nt
Organism: Eucalyptus grandis
Lineage: Eukaryota; Viridiplantae; Streptophyta; Magnoliopsida; Myrtales; Myrtaceae
Product: protochlorophyllide reductase
Exons: 5
Coding region: 124-1338 (404 amino acids)
Molecular function (GO): protochlorophyllide reductase activity
Source: RefSeq, a predicted model, not a curated record